AUUAGUCGGCCAGGAAGCUGUUCCAGAUAAUAUCGUCACCAGGUCGAGAAAAAUCUGGGACACUUGCUUCUCCAACAAGGAAUGGCCGGGCUUUGCGGUAAGCUUGGAGAAAAAUAUGAGGGGAAAAAAGAAGAAAAAAAGGUGGAGAAUGCAGGACCAAAGUUCAAAAUAAUCAAGGUUCAAAGGUCCAAUCAUCACCUCCAAAUUCGGAUAUAGUUGAAGCGGUCUUCACUGCCAUACUCCAAAAAUUUAAUGCGUACAACGAGUCAAACUUACUUAUUUCCAUGGCCAAGGAAAUCCGAGCUUCGUAGAAGCUGGCUGAGUGUUCACCGGGGAACUCGCCUUGGAAACGAGUUGAGAGUUUACUUUGACUUGAGAAGCGUGAAAAAUAUCUCGUCAGUUUUGAAUUUUGGAAAUUAGGCUAUAAGGGGAUGGUUAAUGGGAGGGAGUUGUUGCAGAUGGUCUUUGAAAUGGAAGCCUACAAUGUCAAGCGUAAAAUUGUAAAUGUGCACGCCGUAGACCAGUGGGGCCAGACUCCUCUGCACUGUGCCCUAUUUUACGGCCACAAGGAGAUGGCCGAGCUUCUGUUAAACAACGGGACUAAUCCGAGCAUUGUCGACAAAAAAGGGUCGACGGCUCUACACAUGGUAUGUGCAAGACCCAGAGACUUGGAAUUCGUCGAGAGCUUCUUUCGCACUUGUGAAGAUAAUCACCAGUCAGUGUUUAGGUGAAAGAAUUAGUCGAGAUUCUCUUUUCAAAGAACUCUGUUAUUUAUUCACCUCUCUUUUGCCUCUGUCGAGGCUUUCGAAGAUACAAGCUUUUCUCGGGUCUAUAUAACGCCCAGACUUUACAAACUCACUUGCGUGAACCGCACUUUUACUCUUUCCCACCUUGCGGCGACACGGCUCACUACAAUACAUACAUCAAUAUCUACAGAAUGCGGUUGAAAACAAGACUUUUUGCAGGAUUUUAUUUUCAUAUGUAAGUUUACAUUUAAACAUUAGCAUAGUAAUAAGUUUUUUCGUUA
This is a messenger RNA of Trichogramma pretiosum, 1027 nucleotides long. Its product is annotated as acyl-CoA-binding domain-containing protein 1-like. NCBI's taxonomy places the organism in Eukaryota, Metazoa, Arthropoda, Insecta, Hymenoptera, Trichogrammatidae. The transcript has 2 exons. The record is from RefSeq and is a predicted model, not a curated record. Gene Ontology annotation, molecular function: protein binding. Bases 432 to 731 code for a protein of 99 amino acids.